Molecule: messenger RNA, 375 nt
Organism: Fusarium tjaetaba
Lineage: Eukaryota; Fungi; Ascomycota; Sordariomycetes; Hypocreales; Nectriaceae
Product: global transactivator
Exons: 1
Coding region: 1-375 (124 amino acids)
Source: RefSeq, a predicted model, not a curated record
AUGGUUGCACCUUAUCAGGCCCAGCAGCACGCCUACCAUCCGAUGCUAGUGCAGCUAAAGCUGACCCACAGAGGUCUUAUGGAAUUUAUGAGACAGGAAGAUGUGGACGAUGCCAUUCCUGACGACCAAGCUCUCGAGCAGGUUGCCGAGUGGUGUCGGCAGCUGGAGCAAGGAGACAACUCGCUGUCAUCACGUGUGGAGGCGAUACUCGAUACAGUACGACAACAUCUCGACCUUUACCCUGAGGAUUCAUUUGUCAUGGUCGAUGAAAGCGUGUGGUUCCUGGACAUCGUGGCAAUUGCGCUCAGGAAGGCAUACCAUCCGAUCACCAACACACUACUAACCAUUCGAAGUACCGGUGGCCAGAGACUUUAA